GUGUGAGCGCGUCGCUCUCUAUACCACUUAACGGUAUUUCGAAUAACGAGACUAAAGCGCGUGUUAAACAAUUUGUGCAUGCCAAAACUAACUACUAAAUUGAUUGCGCGAAAAUACGAGAAAGAAAAAAUUGUGUGUCUUUCAUGCAUUUAGCCGGCGCUAUUUUUGAUUGAUAUUUGCCUGUGUGUGUGUGUGUUUCUUGGCAUGUGCAUGUGUGUGUGUGUCUGUGCAAGUUUUGAUUAAAGCGCGCGCGUGAAUUGUUUUGUGAAUAGUUUUCUGUGUGCAAUUUGCAUAUAAUUGACAGCCACAUAGCUGGUGCUCGUUUUUUUUUUCUCUCUGUGUAUAACAAUUAAACGCUUAAAGCGGCUCAAUAAAAAUUGAAAAUUGAAGAAACACGUUAAGGGUUUUAACUUGAUUCGAACCGAACUACACACGACGAACGCCAAGCGAUCACUGAGCGGAGCGGUAGCAUUUCUGUCUCGUCGACGUGCGCCUCCGACGACGACGGUGACGCUGACGACGGUGACGACGUGUAUCGGUUCAAAUUGUUCGCAGCUGACCUAAGAGUGGAAAGUGGAAAAGCUGGAGGGGAAACUAAACUGGCACAACAACUUUAAAAGUACAAACCAAGUGCAGGGAUUGGCAACAAUGGAAAAUGCGAUGUCAGCAACAGCCAACAACUACAACUGCAACUGCAACUACAACUACGACAGUAAAAGCGAGUCAACAACAGCUUAAAACAUAAUACGUUAAAUCAGAGAGAAAGGAGAGGGGCAGACAGUGUGGGGGAGAAGAGAUAGAGCGGCUUACCAGCACAAACAAAGCAUCAGGCAGAAAUGAUGAGAAAGCAGUGUUGUAAUUAGUUGGUGGAUGGAUGGAUGGCUGACAAAGUGCAGAGCACAGCAUGAAUCAUAAGUUGAGGCGAAAACGGAAGUUGAGUGGCCAAUAAAACUGAGCAAGCAAGCAAAACAGCCAACAAGACAACAACUAAAUGUUUCUUAGCAAGAAGAGCGUGCAACAACUGCAACAACUGCAACAGCGAUCAUGUGUGACGUUGAGCAGGCGUUCAAAUGCAAUCAAAGCGAAGACGAUCACGACGCACAACACACGGAGGAGGAGCACGACGAGCAGGACGUGGAACACCACCAGCACCACCAGCAGCAGGCAUGUGUCAAGUCAACGGCAUUAGCCAAACGAGACGCCUCCAAACGUUGCUUGGGGCAGCUGCUCAAGUUGCUGCUCUCGACGCCAGGACUUGUGCUGCUGGUCACAGGAUACUCGGUGCUGGGCGCAUUAAUCUUUCCGUUGCUGGAGGCGCCACAGGAUCUGAGCAAAUCGGCGGCCAUAGCCAAGAGCCGUGAGGAUUGUCUGCGCGAACUGUGGAUCAUAACGGAGAAACUGAACGUUCUGUAUGAGCGCAAUUGGACGAUGCUGGUUCACGAGCAGCUGCGUCGCUUUGAAGGCUCCAUUGUGGCUGCCACGCGUCCAGGUGGUAGUGGUGGUGCUGCUGCUGGUGUUGCUGCCCACGGUGGCAGUGCCAGUGCUUUGGGUCACUUUGGCUACGAUGUGGGCGACACGCAGAGCUGGACAUUUAGCGAGGCUCUACUCUACUCGGUGACUGUGAUAACGACUAUUGGUCAUGGGAGUCUGACGCCACGCACAGCUGCUGGUAAAUUGGCGACAAUUUUCUAUGCUCUCAUCGGUGUCCCAUUGAUGCUGAUGUGUUUGUCCAGCUUGGGAGCGUUGCUCGCCGAGGCGCUCCAGUGCACCUAUAUGCGUCUGUGUUGCCAACUGCAACGUAAUCAGGCAUCUGCUGGCGGAGAGAAGAAGACAAUGGCAACGGGAGCGGGAGCGGGAACUGGUAUAGGGACGAGGACGGGGACGGGAAGUGGCACGUUGACAAAGCGACGUCAUGCAGCUGGCAAUGGGGCAAGCUGUAAAGGCUGUAAAUACGAUGCGGCCAAUAGUGAAACGAGCCUGAAUGAAUGCUAUGAAUAUGGCCAAAAGGCAACGACAACAAUGAAACGCAAAUUGUCGCUGGAACAAGCCGAAGAUGCCUGUCAAUUGUUGCGCAAUGCAAUGCCAAGCAAGUUGAAUCAGCAGCAACAGCAAAUGCAGCAGCAGCAGCAGCAACAGCAGCAGCCGGAUGUCAUGCUAAUGACAACAACAACAACGGGCAAUGCAUUGCUGAAAUAUGCACCGUUGCCACAACAACAUCAGCAGCAUCAACAGCAGCAACAUCAGCAACAGCAGCAGUCGUUGCACUAUAUAAACGCAUCAGCAACACAGCAUCAGCAACAGCAAUUAACCACAGCAUCUUUGCCGCGCCAACACCAACAACAUCAACAGCCACCGAAUUUUGUUGCCGUGCCGAGCAGCAUGCUGCGCUUCAGUGCACCACCACCAGCAACAACAAUGGCACCACCAAAUUGCUUUGCCCCAGCUACGGCGACAAUUUACUUUCCAUUUGCGCCAGCUCCAGGCUCCAGUCCACAGCCACUUGUUAAGUAUCAUACGAUACACUUGCAGCCAGCUGCCAAGCAACAGCAGCAACAGCAGCAACAUCGACUGCUCGCCACACUAGAUGCACAUCCAACAGCAGCUGGCAGUGGACACAGCGGCGAUUUGGACGCAACAACGUCAACACUGGAGACAAUCACAUUGCCACCGCCACCUGCCUAUCAAACAGCCAAUAUGCAUUCUGUGCGUCGCGCCAAGUUUGUGUCGAAGCCAAUGUCGAAUGAAAUCAAUACGCUGCUCACUGCAGAAUCGAGUGAUUUAUCCUGCCGGCAUGAUUUAUUGCCGCAUACAUUAUCUGCAGCAACAAUAACAACAGCAGCAACAGGAGCAGCAGCGACAACAGUAGCAGCAGCAUUGUUAAGUUACACGGCAGCAACAAGCAACAGCAACAUGCAACUGUCAGCAGGCAUUAAGGCAACAGCAACAUCAGCAGCAACUGCAGCAACAAUGGCCGAUAACAGUUUUAUAGCCGCAGGUGUUUGUGGCAAUGGCGUCACUGCAACAACAGCAGCAGCAUCAACAGCAGCAACAGCAGCAGCAACAGCAACAACAACAACAGCUGCAGCAACAUUGUCGGCGCUGCUCAGCUCAAGUGGCAAUGUGGACAUCAUGGAGGAUGAGGACGAACAGGAGCGUGAACGUUUAAGCAAUUGCCCACAUGGAACGCCAUCACGUGUGCCCCUGAUAGCCAGCUCUGGGUGUGCUGUUAGUGGUGCUGGUGCACCGUUGAGCCUGCCCCAUGGGCUGCCACAUGGUCUGGAUAAGUCUGGUCCGGGGAAUCCAGCGCGUGGCUUGCUUAAUGCGACAGCUGCAACAUUUCAGCGACACACGUUGCAGCCACUGAAUCGCAAGACGCUGAUGUUGACUCGUCGCUGCCAGAAGCAUCACGGCACACGGACGCUGUACGAUGCCACCGCUAACACGGAGACCUCCGAGGACGACGAGGAACACUUUAUGCAGCAUGGCAGCGAACAGUUUGUGCUCAAGAAGCUCAAGAAGAAGAGCAACACUCGCUCCCAGGAGUGUCUGGAGCAGCUCAACGUUAAUGCCACUGACGACGAUGAUGAUGAUGAUGUGGACGAUGACGAUGGCGAUGAGGAUGAGGAGAACUCGCUGCAACGACAGGUGCCCAUUAGUCUGGUACUGCUGAUACUCAUGUGCUACAUAUGUGUGGGCACCGUUGUCUUUGCGCUCUGGGAGAAUUGGUCCUUGGUGGAUGGCGCCUACUUUUGCUUUGUCACGCUGUCGACAAUUGGCUACGGUGACUUUGUGCCCGCGAGGAGUUUCAAUGGACCCGAAGUGCAGCUGUAUGCGUGCUGUGCUUAUCUGCUGCUCGGACUCGUCCUGGUCGCGAUGUCCUUCAGCAUACUGGAGACGCAGCUGAUGUGGAAAUGCAAACGGAUUGCGGUGCGACUGAAGCUAACCACCAGCAAUUGAUCCUUCUUCCGUUCCUCCUCCUGCUCCUGCUCCUACUCCUCCUCAUGCUCCACUCAUGUUGUGUAUAUGUAUGUGUGACAAAGGACACGCUCCUAUUAGAAAUUAGAGGUUAGUCAACUCAAAACCGUAUUGGAAUACUUGGCGCAUGCUUAUUCAAGUGUAUAAUAUACAAAUAAUAUUAAUAAUACUAAUGAUAUACAACAGACAGCUUAAUGUAAAUGCAAAUCUUAAGAGAGAGUCGGUUGUCUGCGCGAGC
Messenger RNA from Drosophila grimshawi, 4213 nucleotides. RefSeq lists its product as uncharacterized. Gene Ontology annotation, cellular component: membrane. The record is from RefSeq and is a predicted model, not a curated record. Gene Ontology annotation, molecular function: potassium ion leak channel activity. NCBI's taxonomy places the organism in Eukaryota, Metazoa, Arthropoda, Insecta, Diptera, Drosophilidae. Bases 1045 to 3957 code for a protein of 970 amino acids. The transcript is spliced from 10 exons. Gene Ontology annotation, biological process: potassium ion transmembrane transport; stabilization of membrane potential.